GGCAUAAAAGUUUCCACUUCGCACCAAUCGCCAAAGCAGUUUCUGUUAGACGGGGCGUGAGAAAGAGGUGUCUGUCGAGUUUAAGGGUGGUUCGCAUAAAGGCAGGAAUCCAGAUCGUACCAACUUAAAAAGCGUCCAGCGCCAUACGCGGCAUCAUUAUCAAUCCCGAUUGCCCCGAAAGGUCCUUAGCCGCCACGUCGUUUGCCACUUCCGAGUGCGUCGAUUGUGCCAUUUAAACGGAUUUCUGUGAAUCUCCCUGGCCUCGGCGGACGGGACCGAGACCGUCCUUAUCACGGUCGACGCUUGGUCGAGAUUAAUUAUAAAAGCACUGGCCAGACGGCCGGCCGGAAUCAUUCGUUUGCUGCGUCCGCUCAGAGUCACCAGCCGCUCGAACCAACCCUUGAGCGGUGCCGAAACCUUGAAACCCGUUGUCCUUGUGAUCUGUGUGUGCGUGUAAGUGCGCUCUUCCCGGUUCUGGUUCUUGGGGCAAUACCCGGUUCAUCCUACUUGCUGCCGGAGGAAGUUGCAACGGUUGGUGCGGAAUCCACAGUGAAAAGUAUGGAGAAAAGUGGUGAAAAUGGCCAUGAAUCCCCCGAGAAGGAGGUUCGCGUUUGGUGCGACGGAUGCUAUGAUAUGGUACAUUUCGGCCAUGCGAAUUCCCUGCGGCAGGCGAAGGCUCUCGGGCACAAGCUGAUCGUCGGCAUCCACAACGAUGAGGAUAUUACAAGAAACAAAGGCCCACCAGUUUUCACACAAGAAGAACGAUACAAAAUGGUCCGCGGGAUCAAAUGGGUCGAUGAAGUGGUGGAAGACGCACCAUACGUUACAACGCUUGAAACCCUAGACAAAUAUGAAUGUGAUUUUUGCGUGCACGGUGACGACAUCACCCUGACGGCGGAUGGAGUCGACACAUACCAUUUGGUGAAGAAGGCAUUACGUUACAAGGAAGUCUCGCGAACGGCAGGGGUCUCUACGACGGAUCUGGUGGGGCGCAUGCUGUUACUGACAAAAAAUCACUUCAAACAAGGUGAAAAGGAAUAUGAAGUUGGCAAAGACGGAUCAUCACAGCUGGGGCAAGACCACACGGCCCGCAGUCCCUGGACCGGAUGCUCACAGUUUCUGCCGACAACACAAAAAAUCAUACAGUUCAGCGACGGCAAGUCGCCGAAACCGAACGAUCGUAUCGUGUACGUGGCCGGUGCGUUCGAUCUGUUCCACGUCGGGCAUUUGGAUUUUCUGGAAAAAGCCCGCAGCUACGGUGACUAUCUGAUCGUCGGCCUGCACACAGAUCCGGUGGUCAAUCAGUACAAGGGAGGAAACUACCCAAUCAUGAACCUGCACGAGCGUGUCCUCAGCGUAUUGGCGUGCAAGUACGUCAACGAAGUGGUCAUCGGUGCGCCGUACUCGGUAACGGCUGACUUAAUGGAACACUUUAACGUUGGGCUGGUGUGCCACGGUCAGACGCACAUUGCGCUCGACGUCGGCAAUAUCGAUCCGUACGCAAUACCGAAGCAGAUGGGAAAAUUUAUGCUAAUCGAUUCGGGUAACACCAUAACGACGGAGGACAUUGUCGAUCGCAUCAUCCGCCAUCGGAUAGAGUUUGAGCAGCGGAACCAGAAGAAAGAAAAAAAAGAAAUUGAAGUGUACGAAGCGCUGCAGAAGGUUAAAUUGGCACAAAAGUCCGGUUGACGGGUCGGUGGAGAGUGAUAAGCAUGGGCGGGACAUUUAGUCGGUGUUCUCGCACGUUGUUUUUGAGUUACGUGUUCAGCAUCAUUCCUUUUAGUGUGCGGUACGAGGGCAUGUCCGUGGCACGUGUGUUUUACAAAUUCGGUUUAUUCGUUCUGUUUGUUUCUUGUUUACGUUAGUCAUGUAGUGCUUAUGAUUUUACUUCUAUUCCGGCAUCCGGUGUGUAGCGUAUUUGUUCUAGAAAACGUUUGGCCGGCCUAUAGUAUGAGUGCUAGGCAAAACCACAGUGCAAAAUUGGUAUUGAGGAAGCUAGUGGUAAUCAAGAAACAAAAACCAAAACCUUAGUGUGGUGUGGCGGUUGUGUGAAUCUCUAAUUUUUCGUCCACCACAAACCAUGCCGAGAAUAAAUCAUGUACUUUAUCAUUAUCUCAUUAAAGAGUUCAUGCUCCUUCCUUCGAUUUUUACUAGUAGUGUGGUACAUAAUCGGCCAUAACCUGAUUUACAUGGGAGUUUAACAAUUACCUCUUCAAUUUGAAAAGAUCAAGCUUCUCAUUACAGAAAAGAUGAACCUUAUUUGGAAGGAACUUAAACAUGAUUGGAACUCUUUCCUUCGCAUAAAUUUGUUUAUUUCUUUCAAUUGGACACACGUUGACAACUUAAUUAAACACAGACAAAGCUUUGUGAGUUUAAAACACUAGUUAUCGUACGUUUCGAGAGGCAAGCAAUGUAUUUGAUUGAAGCAAACGAUCCGAACAAUUAACGACGAUCGUCGGUGUGACCAAGUGAUGGUGCUUUGAACCCGUUUAGUGUAGUUACUACUAGGGAGGAUAGUAAACCAAUUAUUAAAACAAAUUACGACGCACGGGAAGGCUAAGCAAUCACCUAGUUAAUACUGUCAGUCGCAACAGGAACAAGGAAACACGGCGUUGGAACGCGCGAUUCCUUGCGAAUGGAAGCGUGAACGGUUUGCGUUGUAAAAGCGCAGUAAAAGUCAGAAGUUUGCGUACACGUUUCAACAUUCAACAUCCGCAAUGCAAGGGCGUGAGUUACUAUAAUAACAGAAAAUUAUACUAAUGCUUGUCGCUUGUUUUCUACAAUCGACGAUCGCCACCGGAGGAGUAAAUGCAGAGAAGUGUCUAUUGGAGGAGUGAAUACAAUCCAGCGCGUGUACACAAUGACGCGUGGUAACAAAUCUCAACUGAAAGUCAAAAUAUUGCGGUCCUCACUAGACACCUCUGUAUUUAUUCCUCUAAUCUAAUUUAUAUACGUCGACGUUGCGGCUCUUUGCCUUCUCUCGCCAACGUUUGUGUCGUCGAGUGUGUCGAGUAAACUUUGUUCGUUGUCCGUGACCGUGGCACGAAAGGUGUGGACGUUGUGAUCGCCACUACAGGUAGCAAGUUUGUUAAGCUAAUGCUGAUUCCCAAACGAUCGGAAAGCGAUUGAGUUGGGGAAUGGGACGCUAAAAAGCCGGAGAAAAGCAAUGCCCUUAUUAUGCUGGUGUCUAGGCCUGUGUGUAUCGCGAAGAGGAAGUAAAGAUUCGAACAAUUGUAUGUUACUAUCGGUACUUUUUCAAACACUCCAGCAUGGAAAACCAAAUAAAUAAAACUUCACAUUUUACGCGUACA
Messenger RNA from Anopheles bellator, 3311 nucleotides. It is a transcript of the gene Pect, whose product is annotated as ethanolamine-phosphate cytidylyltransferase. Gene Ontology annotation, biological process: phosphatidylethanolamine biosynthetic process. The record is from RefSeq and is a predicted model, not a curated record. NCBI's taxonomy places the organism in Eukaryota, Metazoa, Arthropoda, Insecta, Diptera, Culicidae. Gene Ontology annotation, cellular component: cytoplasm. Gene Ontology annotation, molecular function: ethanolamine-phosphate cytidylyltransferase activity. The transcript is spliced from 7 exons. Bases 559 to 1689 code for a protein of 376 amino acids.